AUGUCUUCCAAACAAGAGCAGCCUCCCCAUCGGCCAAGAUACCAUGCUUGGCCAGAGCAAUGCACCGUCUUAAAGGUUGCGGUGGCCACCAUUUCGCCAUUUCUGCAGGUACCCGGUCGGACUUCAUCAUUACACAACAUCUGGAAUUCAGCCAGUGAGCAAGGACCCAGACAUCAGUUGGACACCAGUCGAUGUGCUUCCCGCAUCAACAGGAGCUUCGUCCUGCAGUGCUUCGAUGAAAGUCUCUCCCUCGCCUUCGUGGGCCGCUGA
Symbiodinium necroappetens is the source of this 270-nucleotide messenger RNA. The record is from the annotation of a GenBank genome assembly. Lineage: Eukaryota; Dinophyceae; Suessiales; Symbiodiniaceae.